UAUUAAUAAAUACAAAUAACUGAAGCGUCCAAAUGGUUGUUCAUUAAAAUUAAUUAUAUAUCACAAAAAUGUGUGCACCUUUAACAACUUCAUCAAUAUAGUUUAAUCAAAAUUAAUUUAUGAUUGUAAAAAAGUAUGUUUUAAAUAAGGUGCCUUAAAAUAUACAUAUUAUUCAACAAUUUGUGUUUUAAAAUUCAUGUAACAAUUUAAAACCACACAUUGUUAAAGAUGACGCUAAUUCGAGGAACGAUUGGAUUAAUACGACGGGGUCAUGUUUUACCUCCAAUUGCAUUUAUUUCUUCACCAAACUCAAAUAAAAAUGAAAUAACAAACAGCAUCAAUAUUAACAAACAACUAUGUCGCCAUUAUUCGAAAUUUGAAAUUACAAAAAAUUUAGAAAUCAUAAGUAAUGACAAAAUAAACUCAAAAAUUUCUAAUUUACAACUUAGCAAUCCUCCUAAUAAACCAAUGGUUAUUUUAUUACCAUGGUUAUUAGCAAAACGGAAACAUAUACUAAAAUAUGCAAGUUUUUAUUUGGAUCAAGGUUUUGAUGUUUUGAAUGUUGAGUGUAGUCCAUGGCAAGUUUUAUGGCCACUAAAAGGAGUAAAGUUGGUAGCCGAUGAUAUACUUACAUUCUUGGAAAAGAAUCCAUUGUGUAAACCAUUGGUACUGCAUGGUUUUUCUGUAGGUGGAUAUUUAUGGAGCGAAGUUAUGGUGAAAGCUUUAAGUGAUCAAGCAAGAUACCAACCAAUAUUUGAUAGAAUUAUUGGUCAAGUGUGGGAUAGUGCAGUUGAUGUUGCAGAAAUUACAAUUGGAUUACCAAAAGCUGUAUUUCCUAACAAUCAAAUGAUGCAACGAGCUCUUAAACAAUACAUGAUGUAUCAUUUGAAAACAUUUGAUCAAGUAGCCACAACACAUUAUCUACGUGCCAGUCAAAUUUUCCACACAAAUCCACUAAUAAGAACACCAGCUUUAUUCUAUGUAUCAAAAACUGAUCCAAUUGGAAGUUUAAAAGCAAAUGAGGCUGCUCGUGAAAAUUGGGAAUCACUUGGGAUUAAGGUAAAUUUUAAAUGCUUUGAAAAAUCCUCACAUGUUGGACAUUAUCGAAAAUAUCCUAAAGAAUAUAUGGCAGAAUUAUAUAGUUUUAUAAACGAACUAGGUUUAGUACAAUAUCCAGAAAAAGUUAAAGUUCAACUUUAACAAUCGUAUAAUACGUUUAAUGAUUAAACGUAUCAUAAGUUA
Messenger RNA from Chrysoperla carnea, 1242 nucleotides. RefSeq names its product transmembrane protein 53-B-like. The record is from RefSeq and is a predicted model, not a curated record. Lineage: Eukaryota; Metazoa; Arthropoda; Insecta; Neuroptera; Chrysopidae. The transcript is spliced from 6 exons. Gene Ontology annotation, molecular function: serine hydrolase activity. Bases 229 to 1200 code for a protein of 323 amino acids.